UACCCGCAUCGCAGUGCCGCAAACUUACACAACACAUCCUCAAAUCGUUCGGAGCACCGGAAGAGCCUUCAUCGAAUAAAUUGCCGUUUAACAGGCUACAAUAGCACACAGUGUACUAGCUACUGGGUCAUGAGCGAUAAUCCAUCACAAGCUAAUUGGAUCGACGAAUACACCGAAAACCAACUUCUAGAAGAAGUGACAAACUACGAAGAGUACCCUACACCAUCGUUAGACCAAUCCAUCUACAACAUAUCGAGUGAGCUCGACAAUCUUUCAGUGACUAUCACUCCAACCAUUGGUCAAGCCACAGCUCCACCAGUCAUUAGCCAAGCCACAGCUCCACCAGCCAUUAGCCUAAGUACCGUCAUACCGACCGAUACCCCAGCCACUACCAUUGAGACAAACAAAGCGCCGUUAUCAUCUACUCCAAAAACAGAAUCGAUUAAACGCCGUCUGGAAAAAUCCAACUCCGUACCGGAAGCUCCAAUCAAAAAAUUCAAAUCAAUUGCGAAUAUGUUCCCGUUAGCCGCAGCAGUAGCAGCAUCCGAAUCAUUUGUAGUGGAUAUCAUCCCCAACGUAGAUGGUGUCCUUACGUUUACGGAAUCUCAAGGCAAAAUAAUCGGUAAUAGCAUCACCCGAGCCCUAUUCUCCGAUGAGAGUAUGGCUUCUCUUCAUUUUGAAAGCUCGGGUCUAGACAGAGGCCGUUAUCGUCUCAUUUGCACCGACACGACUACUAGAGACUGGGUAGUCGCCAUCGUCCCAAAAUUGGAAGGCCUUUGGCAAGGCGCAAACAUCAGAUCUGUAGUGUCGGGCCCUCCCCCAAAGUUAAUUCGUGGAACAGUAAUUGUUCAGCUGCCUGCACCGGACCCUAACGACUUUUUCAAUAUUAUUGCCACGCAAAACCCAACACUCGAUACCAGUAACUGGAAAAUUUACAGCCGGUCCAAGGCACAAAACGGCAAACAGCAAUGGAUUAUUGGGGUGGAAGACUGCUGCAUUUCAGCCCUCAAUGAUCUAGCUUUCCGUCCAUACUGUGGUAUGACACGCGUCCGUAUAGUACUUAACAACAAUGCCAACAACCCGUGAUAAAUUAGCUUUUGUAAAGCCACAUAUUUAUUUCGUUACAACAAUCAGCUCAAUAAACGGCUUACUCUCUUUGAUCUCAAACCAAUUGUUUCAUUCUCUCUUCAAGCUCAAACAGCAGCGAGUAAGAUGUAAGAUAAGUAUUAUCAUCAGCAAA
This is a messenger RNA of Bradysia coprophila, 1240 nucleotides long. RefSeq lists its product as uncharacterized. Lineage: Eukaryota; Metazoa; Arthropoda; Insecta; Diptera; Sciaridae. The record is from RefSeq and is a predicted model, not a curated record.